Messenger RNA from Phytophthora infestans T30-4, 1209 nucleotides. RefSeq lists its product as uncharacterized. The record is from RefSeq and is a predicted model, not a curated record. Bases 1 to 1209 code for a protein of 402 amino acids. The transcript has 3 exons. NCBI's taxonomy places the organism in Eukaryota, Oomycota, Peronosporomycetes, Peronosporales, Peronosporaceae.
AUGGCCAGCUGGAAUAGCGUGGCUGAGGAACUAUUGCGCACGACUUCCAGCCUCGACGCCGACGUGCGUUUCCGCUCACUAGUGCUGCAGCAACAAUGCAAUAAUCUCCAGGCUAUUUACGAGAACAUUUAUGACCUCGAAACGUCGCUCGUCGAGAAGACAACUGCGCAGCAAGAGGAGACACUGGAAGUGGAACGGUCGAUCCAGGACGCCAUCCGACGCGCGCGUCAAGUCCGAGCGGAACUCGUGCCGAAAGGCGACACCGGUGAUAGUUGUAGUGAUGAAGAGCAUACCGAAUCGCUGGAUGCCGAUGAUAAGAAGCUGCAGAACAUUAUGGCCGUUGCGAAAGCGACGCGAACGACCCGGAGUUCUGAGAGGUUAGAACGUAAGCUGGAGCCCCUGCCCAAAGCUCGACUGGUGUACCCACGCAAAUUAAAGGCGCUGGAAACACAGUUGCAGGAGUUGCAAUUGAAGGAAAAAGAGGCCUCAAGUCGCUAUGCGUUUUGCUGUAAGAUGAGUGAGUAUGUGUCUUUGAGCUCUCAAAGAAGGCAGCUCAUUCAACAGCAACAGCAGAAAUUCGAGUCAGGUGGCAGAAUGGACGUACCUGUUUCUCGAAUUCAGGCAUCAUUCCCCAAGCAGGUAGCGAGACUACGACAGGGGUAUCAAAGGUUGACGGACUUUGUGCUCAAGAAGAUUGAGGUCGGCUCGCCCCACUUUCGACACGUGGCUGAAGCACCGACAUUUUCGUCGGUGUUUCCGAUCUACCACCGCUUGAAGCAGGCGAAAAUGCUGUUGCGGCUGCUAAAUAGUGAGGCCAGAGCAUUGCUAGAGCGAUUGCCCGCUUCUCCACCGAAGCUCUCGACUGCUACAGUAGCUCACCGAGAAGCAAUGCUUUCAAGGAUACGCAGGAAGAUUUCGCUGCCAGAAGAUGAAGCGCUACAAGCAGCAGCCAAGAAGCCUCAGUCAAAACUCCAUGCAGACCAAGAGCUCCUAGAGAAGCUGCAGCUCGCAUGGGCUGCGCGCGUUGUCCUGACAGAGCUGUCGAACGUUGUGCUGUGGUCGUUCAAAACCUGUUUCGCCGAUACAGCUGAGCAGCCAGAUGCGUCGCAAGUGGAAGCUGUUAUGCGCCUCGUUCGGCUUGUCGACUCGGUAGCGCUCUCGCAGGGACGAGCAUACCGCAGCGUCGUCACCCCGCGUUUACCAGCGUAA